This is a messenger RNA of Callithrix jacchus (white-tufted-ear marmoset), 1445 nucleotides long. The record is from RefSeq and is a predicted model, not a curated record. NCBI's taxonomy places the organism in Eukaryota, Metazoa, Chordata, Mammalia, Primates, Cebidae.
CCUUCAGUCUUUGAGCUUUUUAAUGCGAUGGUGUCCCCGCGGGAUCAAAUUUCAGCGUCACAGCUGAGGCCUGGCUUCGCGGUCCCUGAUGGGAGAUCAUGAACAGGUGGCUCUUCCUUGGACAAGGCUCUGGAGUGUACAGCUUCCUGGCCCAGGACCCCACAGCAGGAGACCUUGGGACGCCCUGCUUCUGGGAACAUAGUGAGGAGUGUAGACUGGAUGCCAGUGGUGGGCUCGGGGACUCCACCACAUGGGGCUCCCCGCUUCCCCAACCCAGACCUGAAGAAGGAGUGCCGUAAUGACCAGGACGUUUUGAAGAGGCAUUACAACGUAGCUAAGAAGCCCUUGGAGACCAGCUCUUCCAAAGUCAAAGCCAAAACCAUUGUGAUGAUUCCUGACUCCCAGAAGCUCCUGCGAUGUGAACUUGAGUCACUCAAGAGCCAGCUACAGGCCCAGACCAAGGCUUUCGAGUUCCUGAACCACUCAGUGACCAUGUUGGAGAAGGAGAGCUGCUUGCAGCAAAUCAAGAUUCAGCAGCUUGAAGAGGUGCUGAGCCCCACAGGCCACCAGGGAGAGAAGGAGGGGCACAAGUCGGGCCCCUCUUUGGAGCAGGGCCAGCAGGAGCUUUAUGGGGCCCUGGACCAAGGCCUGCAGGGGCUGGAGAAGACCCUGCAUGACAGUGAGGAGGUGCAGCGCAUCCACACCACUCGCUGCCUGCAGCUGCUGGCCCAGGAGAUCCACAACAGCAAGAAGUUCCUGUGGGAGGAGCUGGAACUGGUUCGGAAAGAGGUGACCUGCAUCUAUCAGAAGCUCCAGGCCCAGGAGGAUGAGAUUUCAGAGAACCUGAUGAACAUUCAGAAAAUGCAGAAAACGCAGGUGAAAUGCCGCAAAAUCCUGACCAAGAUGAAGCAGCAGGGUUAUGAGACAUCUGCCUGGCCGGAGACUGAGGAGAUACCUCAGGGAGCUGAUGGCUGCUGGAAGGAACUGAGUGACAUAUGGUCUGCUGUGCACGUGCUGCAGAACUCCAUCAAUGGCCUCACCAUGUCUUUGGGGGCUCGUCCCAAGGCGUCAAGCCCCAGGGGCCACAAGGGGCACAGGCACCUGAGCCAUCCACUCCCCUCCUGGGACUCUGACUCUGACUCUGACCAGCACCUCUCUCAGCCACCUUUCAGCAAGAGCCGUCGUUCCUUCCCACACGGUGCAGAUUCUUCCCACUCCCCCCCACCCACCCAUUCCCCUCCUGACCGGCCUUGAACUCCCAGUCUAGACCCUUGGGACAGGCCCAGAUCCCAAUCUGGACAUUCGGUCCCUGCCCUGCAGCCCCAGAGUCCCCUGGACCUGGUCAGGCCCUGACCCACUCUCUCUCUCCACAGCUUGAGCAGCCGGGACUGCUCUCCCUGAAGACCCCUCCAGAAAGAAAAUAAACUAGCCCAGACCCUCUUCUU